Molecule: messenger RNA, 984 nt
Organism: Arachis stenosperma
Lineage: Eukaryota; Viridiplantae; Streptophyta; Magnoliopsida; Fabales; Fabaceae
Exons: 1
Coding region: 1-984 (327 amino acids)
Biological process (GO): root development; shoot system development
Source: RefSeq, a predicted model, not a curated record
AUGGUAGGGGUUUUCCGGCGUACCGUCUCAUUCCCAAACAAGAAUCCCAACCGUCCAUCACAAAAGCCGCAGAUAUCACACCACAUCAGGUCCAUCAGUUUGCCAUGCAGAUCACACCCUCUCAUCUCUCAGAUCAAGGACGACAUCAACGGCCUAACAACCUGGGCCUCCGCUUCCAAGUUCCACCCUCAGACACACUCUAGCCUCUCCCACGCCCUCAAACUCCUAACCGACACACACGACACUCUUCACGAUAUCCUCCAGCUCCCUCAGACCUGCGACUCCCUCCGAUCGAAACCUCUCUGGGUUGAAAACCUUCUAGAAGAUUUCCUCCGCUUCGUCGACGUCUACGGAAUGUUCCAGACCUCAGUCAUGUCCCUCAAAGAAGAAAACUCCGCAGCUCAGAUGGCUCUUAGAAAGAGAGACCGCUCCAAGCUUGUGCUCUACGCUAAAGCCAAGAAGAAAAUGGUCAAAGACAUGGACAAACUCGUCAGUGGAAUCACGUGCGUCACACAUCAAAUGCACCUUCCCACCGCCUCCUACUCCUCCUCAUUAUCCACUGCACCGUUCGCAGCCGCUGGGGAAGCUGAGCUGGCGCGUGUGAUCUCCGACGUUAUCAGCGUAACGGUAACGGUUUCUGUUGCUCUCUUUAACGGCAUCGCGGCUUCGUUUGCAUCAAGGAGGAUGACGUGGACGAAGAUGGCGAAGUUGUCCAGUAUAACAGGAAGGAGCAAUAGCACUAGAUCAAUGAAUUAUAAGGAGCACGAAGGAAUUGAGGAGCUUCUGGAAGCGGGCGCAGUGGAAGCAGAAGGGCGUGGGAAUAAUCUGAGAAAGAAGGGAGAAGAAGAAGUGAGGUUAGUUCUGAAGAGAAUGAGGGAUUUGGAGAGUUGCAUAUGUGGGAUCGAAAGUGUUACUGAGAAAGUCUUUAGGGCUCUCAUCAACUCAAGAGUUGCAUUGCUCAAUGCUCUUACCCUUACGCAGUAA